This is a messenger RNA of Mercurialis annua (annual mercury), 2378 nucleotides long. RefSeq lists its product as uncharacterized. Lineage: Eukaryota; Viridiplantae; Streptophyta; Magnoliopsida; Malpighiales; Euphorbiaceae. Gene Ontology annotation, biological process: CTP biosynthetic process; pyrimidine nucleobase biosynthetic process. Gene Ontology annotation, molecular function: CTP synthase activity; identical protein binding. The coding region runs from base 216 to 2030 and encodes 604 amino acids. The record is from RefSeq and is a predicted model, not a curated record. The transcript is spliced from 22 exons.
CCGCCAAGAGUAACCAAUCUCAUUCAUUUUCCUACAAAUUCUCUCUUCUUCUUGUUCAUCUCAAGCAUCCCAAUAUUUCUCUGUUGUUUCUUGUUCCUUGUUCUUGUUACUAUAAACCCCAAGAAAAUUACACACUGCUACUCAAAUAUAUACAACAAAAACUCUCUGCUCUUCUAUCUUCUUCAUUAUUUCUCAGGUGGUGAUACAGACAAAAAAUGAUGAAGAAAAUGAAGUAUGUGUUGGUAACAGGAGGAGUAGUUAGUGGACUAGGCAAAGGAGUUACUGCCAGUAGUAUUGGUGUUCUUCUUAAAGCUUGUGGUCUUCGUGUUACUUCCAUUAAAAUUGAUCCUUACCUAAACACUGAUGCUGGAACAAUGUCACCUUUUGAACAUGGUGAAGUUUUUGUGUUAGAUGAUGGAGGAGAGGUGGACCUGGACCUGGGAAAUUAUGAAAGAUUUCUAGAUAUCAAGUUGACAAGAGACAAUAAUAUUACUACUGGAAAAAUCUACCAGGCUGUUAUUGAUAAGGAAAGAAGGGGAGAUUAUUUGGGGAAAACAGUUCAGGUUGUUCCUCAUAUCACAGAUGCCAUUCAAGAUUGGAUCGAACGCGUUGCAAUGAUACCAGUAGAUGGACUGCCUGGUUCUGCUGAUGUUUGUGUCAUUGAAUUGGGUGGCACUAUAGGUGACAUAGAGUCGAUGCCUUUUAUCGAAGCUCUAGGACAGUUCUCGUACCGUGUGGGAACUGGAAACUUUUGCUUGAUUCAUGUCAGCCUUGUACCUGUUUUAAAUGUUGUUGGUGAACAGAAAACAAAACCAACUCAACAUAGCGUCCGCGGCCUGAGAGGUUUAGGUUUGACGCCCAAUAUCUUAGCUUGUCGCAGUGCAUCGGCACUUGAUGAGAAUGUAAAGAUGAAGCUUUCUCAGUUUUGCCAUGUUCCGGGAGAAAAUAUCAUCACUCUCUAUGAUGUUCCUAACAUCUGGCGUAUUCCUUUACUCUUACGAGAUCAGAAGGCUCAUGAAGCAAUUUUGAAAGUGCUGAAUCUUUAUGGUACUACUAGGGAGCCCAUUUUAAAGGAAUGGACAUUAAGGGCUGAUACCUGUGACAAGUUGCACGAACCGGUCCGAAUUGCCAUGGUUGGGAAGUAUACAGGUUUAUCAGAUUCCUAUCUGUCAGUAAUAAAGGCUCUCCUGCACGCCUCUGUUACCCUUCGGAAGAAACUCGUUGUGGACUGGGUUCCAGCUUGUGACCUUGAAGAACAAAUGGCAACAGAGAAUCCAGACGCUUACAAGGUUGCUUGGAAGUUGCUAAAGGGUGCAGAUGGCAUUCUUGUUCCAGGAGGUUUUGGCGAUAGAGGUGUGCAAGGGAAAAUUCUAGCUGCCAAGUAUGCAAGAGAGCAUAAAGUUCCAUACCUUGGUAUUUGCCUCGGAAUGCAAAUUGCAGUCGUCGAAUUCGCGCGAUCUGUUCUUGGUUUACAAGACGCCAACAGCACAGAAUUUGAUCCAAACACCCAGAAUCCCUGCGUGAUAUUUAUGCCUGAGGGAUCAAAAACCCAUAUGGGAGGGACCAUGCGUCUCGGAUCAAGGAGGACUUAUUUCCAUAUCAUGGACUGCAAAUCUGCAAAACUAUAUGGGAACAAAAGCUUCAUUGACGAGAGACAUCGACAUAGAUAUGAGGUCAAUCCUGAUAUGGUAGCUCACCUGGAAGAUGCUGGCCUAUCAUUCACAGGCAAGGAUGAAACUGGUCAGCGCAUGGGGAUUGUUGAGCUGCCGAAUCAUCCUUACUUCGUUGGUGCUCAAUUCCAUCCUGAAUUUAAAUCAAGACCCGGAAAGCCUUCUGCAUUAUUCUUAGGGCUAAUAGCAGCAGCAGGUGGGCAGCUAGAUGCACUCCUGCAAAAUCACAAGGUUCCAAACGGAAUGAGAAAUGGAACCCCGAAACAGAAAGUAAACGUUUAUCAAAAUGGACACGCCUCCAAAUUUGCAAAAAUUGCAGCAGAUGGCAUAUAUACCAAUGGCAAUGGUGUGCACUAUUAGUCUGUUGCUGCAUUCCAUUGCAGUACUGAUACUUAUUCUGAUGAUGAUCUUGGUAGUAUCAUAGGAAUGCUCUGUACAGUGAUUUGAGUAUGGAUAGGUGUCUUUAGCUUUAAGGAGAGAGUUUGUGGAUUCAAGCAGAGCCGUUUCCUGGUCUUUUUAACGGGACGGCUCUGCUUUAAAUUACUUAUGUGCCAUACUUUCUGCUGGCCUUACUAUAGUUGUACUGCAAUGAGAAAUGGUUGAGACAUGAGAGCCGUUUCCUUUUUUGUUUUUCAGUUAUUAACUAUCUAUAUUGUAAGGAAAUUUUUAUGAUGCUAUUUAAACUCUGCUGGUGUUGUCGGUUUUCAA